AUGGGUGACCACGAGAAUGUACUCACACUGGAAGAACAAGAAGAACAGCUCUGUUACCUAGACAGGUACGACGUAAACGAGCUAAUCGGAGGAAUAGAUCACAAUGACGCAGAUGCUCAGUGCAACGAAAGUAACAGCGUAUGCGAGUAUGAAGUACCGUUCCUUCUGUGCAAGGGGGACAGCAACAUGGAGAGCAACCGGGAAGAGUCUGAAAGAAACUCCAUAGUCAGUUACCUCGACGAUGGAGCGUCCACUAUCAUUUCGAAGCAAGAUGAAGACAACGCAACGGAAGAAGAUUCAGUAGGAAAAACAAAAACAAAAAAAAAACAAAUAAACCAAGUGAGAGGGAAAGGGAAUGGGAAAAACGAACAAACAGCAAAGGAAAAAAUUAACAUUAUUUUUAUACCCAGUGAUGGAAGUGGACUUGAAAACUUUGAAGAAAUUCUCUCCAUGAAAAAUAUGAACAGUGAACAUGUAGAAAAAAAAUUAAACGAAAAAUUUUAUCAAAUAUGCUGCAAAAGUGUUGCAGAUAUAAACACAUACAAUUUAAGUAAAGUGAGGAAAGCAAGUGAGAGGCAAAGAAGGGGGACUCUCCAUGUAGAACACAUCGAUUAUGGGGACAUUUUUCUCUCCAUAAGGGAUUCCGUGACUAGGAGGGAAAGGAGAAACAACAGGAACCUUCUUCUGCGGGAUGACUCACGUAGGCAGCUUGGAGGAAGGAAGGAGCAUCAACAGGCAUUACUGGGUAAGAGACAGGUUAAGAAUGCGUACAAUUAUCGCUUUAACGGUGGGAACUUCUUCAAGUCGUACAGAAAAAAAGACACUGUUUAUUGUCACCCCAUUGGAGAUCGUGUUAUAGAAAAGGGAGCUAGCUACUCUCGUAGGAGGAGAAGAAUUGCUGCUCCAUAUAUCCAUCACCACUUAGCAGGCAAUAAGAGGAGGAACUACGUCCCCCCUGCGGACGAUCGGCAUAUCGUUCCAUAUGAUGAAGUUACUCUCGAGGACAGGAAGUUUGUAUCAAAUUUGCAUAUAAACGGGAGUGGGAAAAAACAAAAUGUUAUGUACGCUGCGGGUGAAUAUGAGGAGAAGAAGGGUUCACCUUUCUCAGGAGAUAAAAUUGCACCGAACAAUGUCCUCACUCUUUCGGGGCGGAGCCCACGUGGUGCAGAUGAGAGACUCCAGGAGGGGAAAAUAAGUAGAAGUCUCCUCCCCCCUGUGCAAGAAGAAAUACAUUUCUGUGAGGAGCAUGUUGGGGGGGAAGAACAGUAUUACCUCUCGAGGGGGAACAACGAUGAAGUGGCACAUCGUGAAGUGACACCACGUGAAGUGACACCACGUGAAGUGGCACAGCGUGAAGGAAACGCCACUACAAUUGUGGAAAUUAGCCAAAGGGACAAACAACCACAGGAGCAGGCAGUAACAAAUAAUGCAUUGGAAUUAAAUUUAGUUUUUGACUCCGGGGGGGUUCCUCCUCCCGAGGAAACAUGCAGCCAGGACGCGGGUGCUGAAGAGAAAAACGACGGUUAUGCAUGUUGGGCGGAUACCCAACCAGGUGAGGAGACAGCAGAGGGGAAUGGCGCAGCAGGGGAUGACGCGGCAGGGGAUGAUGCAGACGUGGGAAAAGGGGAGGAAAGCACAAGCCCUCCCAUUCAUGCUCACCAAACGGAAGCAAAAGAAAACACUACACCCAAUGAGGAGAACGACAGUGAGGUUUGCCAUUGGAGAGAAGUGGAGGGUGCAUGUGACGAAUCGGUAGUCAGUUUGAGGAGUUUGAAGAAACCAGGAGGGGAUGAAGGAAACCCCUUUUUAUCCAGUAGGGAAGAGAAAGAAUAUUUUGACCUGCUGGUGAGAAGGUAUGAAAAGACGAAAUUGUCUCUGGACGGCAGUGAGGUUUUGUCGGUGAGUGUUAGCGAUGCGCCAGGGGGGGCGGCGUCGGUUGCUUCGGUCGCGUCGCUCGCAAUGGUGCAAGAUGUAGAAGUUGAAGUGGCUGAAAAGGUGGAGAAGGUAAAUGAGAACUUUGUGGAGGAGCCCAAGACGGAAGAUCGAGCGAGUCAAAAGGGUGGGGAAGAAGAACCAACAGGACAACUCUCAAUGGAUGGCGCACCGGAUGAUGAACCGGAUGAGGACACCCCCCAAAUAGGGAGGUACGAGGAGCUGCUCGAAAACGACAUGUGCGAUUUGUACAACCUGAAGAUGCACGAUUUGAAGACGCUAAAAGAGUGCGAUUUUGGUUCCUCAAAAAAUUUACUCAUAAAGGAUAUCUUUAUGUGCCAUGGGACCAUGUUGAAGGAAGACGAGGGUCCAUUGGACGCUGUGGACAUGGAGGAUGCAGCAGAGGGGAGAAAUGAUGAAUCAAUUGAUGAAGACGAUGGUGAAAUUAAAAGCUUCUUAGCGAAACUGAAGGCAGAUGUGAGUAGCCAAAUAAAUUUGAACAACGAGGACAAUGAGCAGGCAUUUUAUUUAUUAGAUUCUAUGCAUGCGAAUGAUUAUAACAAUUAUUGUGAUGGGGGACACGACCUGUUCCAGGAUGAUCUCAACGAAGGAGAGAAUUUUCCUGUGGGGUCCAAGUUGAAUCUGUCCGAUUUGGAUGAUGACGUUGGUGGUGGCACGGGGGGUGCAGGGAUGGAUGCUGCGGUGCAGGCUCGCACCCCGGGAAGAACAGGAGGAGGAUACUUGUGCGAGACCCCGAGGAAAAUGGAGGAAGAGAAAAAGGACACCGAAUGUCAAACAGAGUUUCCCCUCGAUUUUUCAAGGAAUACAAACAGAACCCCAAGAAAAAAAAGUGUAGAAGUAAUAUUAGUGAAGAAAAGACUUAAGAGGAUGAAAGAGGAGAAGGAUGAUGAAGAGGUACAGGAGGGACAAAAUGAAUUGGGAGUGAGUCACACAGACCCAAAAGCUAGAUGUAGAAGGUACCCAAAGAGAAACAGAAUUAAAACUUUGCGUUACUGGAUUGGAGAAAGGGAGCUUACCAAGAGGAACCCAUACACAGGGGAGAUUGAUGUUGUAGGUUUUAGUGAGUGUACUAAUUUAGGAGAUCUGUCUCCUCAUAUUAUUGGUCCAAUCAAAUAUAAGACUUUGAAUCUGAGGGACAUGUAUCCUUUGAGUGCAGAUGAGGAGGAAGGUGCACGUCAUCGUGAUGGGGGUGACUCUGUGAAUGGCGACUCUGGUGAUGAACUUGCUGGUUUCCACACGGAUGGUCACGCAGAUGUACGAGUGAAGACACAUGGCAGUGAUCAUCUGGGGGUGGGGGAAAGCAGGAAGAGACGCAGGAGCGAGCAGAAAGGGGCACUUAAAGGAGAUGAUAAUGGAGAGAAGGAAGAGCAGCAUAACUUCGAUCGAGUGGCCACGCGACUGUCCAGCCGAAGCGACAACGCUUCCAAAAAAAGGAGGAAAAGGAAAUUCAUCAACAUUGUUAAUUAUAUUAAAAAGAGAAGAAAAAAAAAGUUGGUCAAGAGUGUUGACAAGGGGGAGGGAGAGGAACAGGCGGCGCUGCUCACCAAGGGGGAUGAGAAGCAAGUUGGAAGUGACCUUGAGCAGGGUGAUGCGGCAGGCAAUGCGGAUGAUCCUGCCGGAUGUGACAACCUAUUUCACGAUGCGGGCAGCUGGCACUUCGAUGAGGACGCAUCGCCAAGCGAAGCGUUACCGGGAAAAGAAGCAUCAAGUGAAGAAUUACCAAAGGGGGAAUCGUCAUACGAGUUGCCACCCGUCGAAGGGGCGGAUCAGCUGGUUGCCAUUGAGGGAGGUUUGGAGGAGGUGGCCAAAGAGAGCAAAAUGGAAAGGGAAGACGAAGAGGUGAAGGGAGCAAACAGCGACGGGAGUAACGAAACCACCAAGGACUCUGUAAAAAACUUCUCCGAGAAAAGGGAAAAAAUGCAAAACAAGAAAAAAGAUGGAAAGGAUGAAAAAGACGAAAAAGAGAGAAGAGACAAGAAAAAGAAAAAAGAUGAAAAAAAAAAAAUAAAAGAAAAAAAAAUCGAUCAGAUGUAUAAAGAGUUGUUAUUGUUCAAUUUGGACUUUCUGCCCCCCGGCGGGAAGAUGAAAGUGUCUAGGGGCGCCAAGAAGGACAUAACGAAGCGGAGGAAGGACAAGAAGGAACACAAGCAGGAACAGAAGCAGAAGAAGGAGGAGGGGCAGAUAUCAGGACAGCAGCAGGAUGAAGCUCGAGAGGGACAAGACAAAGAGGACGCGCAGGUCAAUGAAAACACAGCCCUCGAUUCGGAGCUAAAUGAACAAAAGGUGGUUACCAUUUUAAGGACAGACGAAGUUGGUAGCACGAGUGGUGAGGAGGCAGGUAGUAGCAAGGUUGAAUCCAAGGAGGAGAUUAAUAAUGGUACAGCUGACAAUGUAGAAAAGGAUUUACCUCCGAGUGACGAUCUGCUUAUGGAGGCGAGUCUUGUUGAGAGUGAGGGAGAGCCCCUGCUUGGUGAGCAGCAUGAGUAUCGUCAACAGAGCAAGGAUAACACGGACGAUGUGAAGACAGACACAGUCAUUUCUGCUAACGUUGAUGAAGUGGACGAAUGUAUGGAGCGCUUAGUUCAGUCAAUUACAAAUGAGACGAAGGGGGGUCCUACUACAGGGGAGGACGAGGAGGAGGAGGGUCAUACCAGCCUGUGGGAAGACAAUCUGGGGGCUCUCACCCAAGGAAGCAUCACUCAGGACGAAUCGGACGUACCUGUAACAAAUGCACAAAAUGACGGAGCAAAAUUAAAUCAUACGAAAGAAGAAACAAAUGAUGAAGAGAGCAAAUUCGAGAGGAAUAAAAAGACAACGAAGAUAGUUCCCAUGCAAGGCGAAACGGAAAUGGCACAUGUACAGAAGGACUCACUAAAUGAAGUACCGUGUAGUAACAAUACAGAUGGUCAUGUGGAUGGAGAGGAAAAGAAUGAAGCAGCACUCUGUACCAAGUCCAGUAGAAAUUAUAAGACCGUUUUGAAGAAAGGCAUGUCUGUAAUAAAAGUUGUGCAUUUUAAUGUGGAUAGAAGAAAGCAUAGGAGGAGCAAAACUGGGGGCGUACAAAAUUUCAUGUCCAUGAGGAGGAGAGGUGUGCAGGCAGAAAAUGGGGCCAACGGAAUGGGUGAAGUGGUCGAUGGACUGUACGAAGCGACCAAUACAUUUCACAGAGUGAAUAUUCCCCAGCUGCUCAGACUUAAGAGCUCCAUCAUUACAGAGAGUUGCAUUUGUCGAAAGUUCACACUUGCCACUGGUAACCUGUUUAGCGACGUUAAGGUGAACCUCAGCCUGUACAGCGUCCGGAUGAUUCCAGGAGAAACAUACAGCUCAAACAGCCUCCACCACAACUUGGUGGGGUACGUCGACGCAGGGGAGAAGAUUAAAAUCGUCCUGGGUAGCCAGGAGAGGUGUGUCGAAAGGGGUGACUUUUUUUUCAUUCCUCGGUUUCACAAUUUCGUGGUGGACAAUUGCAGCAGGUGA
This is a messenger RNA of Plasmodium fragile, 5430 nucleotides long. RefSeq lists its product as uncharacterized. NCBI's taxonomy places the organism in Eukaryota, Apicomplexa, Aconoidasida, Haemosporida, Plasmodiidae. Bases 1 to 5430 code for a protein of 1809 amino acids. The transcript has 4 exons. The record is from RefSeq and is a predicted model, not a curated record.